GAAUAAGCAAUCCAACUUGAUAGGGCGAUUGUUGCGUUUGAUGAACUCAAUCAACUUCAACUCGCUUAAAGUCACCUGUGGCGGGUUUUUGUACGCUUUGUUCAACGAAGAUGCUGAACAUCUCGUCAGUAAAGUCGGUUAUGGUCCUGUUGCCGGUUUCUUGAUGUCGAUUGGAAAGCCAGGCGUGUCUUCGAGUAGUGAACAUCAACCUCCAACAGAUGUGAAUCCUAUCACUGGAGCGUUUUAUCCUCCAGAGGUCGAAGGAUCACCUGAAGACGAGAUGUCUGAGCAAGAACGUGAGAAGGAGGCUGAUCGGCUCUGCGACUUGUUUGACCGAUUAAAUCGAAAUGGAGUCAUCAAAGUAGAAGAUCCAAGACGAAAAGCUGUUGAAACAGGUCGUUUCACUGUCAUUGAAGAUACUGUUAAUAAAGAAUUGGAAUUGGAGGAGGAGAAGGAAGAACAGUUGGCAUUGAAAGAAUUGGAAAGUUAUAAACAAAGGCUUAAGUCACAAACUGCAAAUUCGAAUGAAAACUCAAACCCUUAAUCUCGUUCUUUCACUUCACCAGACGGUUUGUCAUCUGUGCCUGCAUUCAAUGCGGCCUUUGGUAGAAUGAAAUUAUUCGCUUGUAUCACCCUCAAUUAGGAUCAUGUAUCUCAAGUUUGUAGUAUCCUUUGAAUCGUUUAGAUCAAGCUUUCAGAAGUGUAUAUUUGAAGGAUAUUUGAAGGUGUAAUAACAAUCCAGCAUCCACACUUGCCGUUUUCGAUAAUAGUUGCGAAUAAAUGUAAUGAUGUCUAAUUCAGUAUCUGUUG
Messenger RNA from Melampsora larici-populina 98AG31, 810 nucleotides. RefSeq lists its product as uncharacterized. The record is from RefSeq and is a predicted model, not a curated record. Gene Ontology annotation, cellular component: cytoplasm. Gene Ontology annotation, biological process: G protein-coupled receptor signaling pathway. Bases 41 to 544 code for a protein of 167 amino acids. The transcript has 3 exons. Gene Ontology annotation, molecular function: guanyl-nucleotide exchange factor activity; G-protein alpha-subunit binding. NCBI's taxonomy places the organism in Eukaryota, Fungi, Basidiomycota, Pucciniomycetes, Pucciniales, Melampsoraceae.